UUUGACCUUUGAACUCGCAAAAGCUUUUUUCUUCCUCUUCCGGGGACGUUGUCUGCAGGCACUCAGAAUGGUCCAGCGUUUGACAUACCGACGUAGGCUUUCCUACAAUACAGCCUCUAACAAAACUAGGCUGUCCCGAACCCCUGGUAAUAGAAUUGUUUACCUUUAUACCAAGAAGGUUGGGAAAGCACCAAAAUCUGCAUGUGGUGUGUGCCCAGGCAGACUUCGAGGGGUUCGUGCUGUAAGACCUAAAGUUCUUAUGAGAUUGUCCAAAACAAAGAAACAUGUCAGCAGGGCCUAUGGUGGUUCCAUGUGUGCUAAAUGUGUUCGUGACAGGAUCAAGCGUGCUUUCCUUAUCGAGGAGCAGAAAAUCGUUGUGAAAGUGUUGAAGGCACAAGCACAGAGUCAGAAAGCUAAAUAAAAAAAUGAAACUUUUUUGAGUAAUAAAAAUGAAAAGACUUGCUGUA
Molecule: messenger RNA, 467 nt
Organism: Rhinopithecus roxellana (golden snub-nosed monkey)
Lineage: Eukaryota; Metazoa; Chordata; Mammalia; Primates; Cercopithecidae
Gene: RPL34
Product: ribosomal protein L34
Exons: 5
Coding region: 68-421 (117 amino acids)
Biological process (GO): translation
Cellular component (GO): ribosome
Molecular function (GO): structural constituent of ribosome
Source: RefSeq, a predicted model, not a curated record